This is a messenger RNA of Budorcas taxicolor (takin), 1978 nucleotides long. RefSeq names its product solute carrier family 30 member 2 (gene SLC30A2). Gene Ontology annotation, molecular function: zinc ion transmembrane transporter activity. Bases 1 to 1128 code for a protein of 375 amino acids. The transcript is spliced from 8 exons. The record is from RefSeq and is a predicted model, not a curated record. Gene Ontology annotation, cellular component: plasma membrane. Gene Ontology annotation, biological process: response to zinc ion; zinc ion transmembrane transport. NCBI's taxonomy places the organism in Eukaryota, Metazoa, Chordata, Mammalia, Artiodactyla, Bovidae.
AUGAAAGCGGGCGAGAGGAUGCAUCUGUUGGACACCAAGCUUGCAGUUGGGACUUACACAACUCUGUGGCAGGAUGGGACCAGCGGCAUCCCUCCGUCUUCACCUGGCCUGGCCUUGCAGCCCACUGAGCUGGCUCCCCAGAGCAGCCAUUACUGCCAUUCCCAGAAGGGUCCUGGCAGUCACGGUGACCCCAAGAAGAGGGCCUGGCGCCAGCUCUGUGUGGCUUCUGCCUUCUGCCUGUUGUUCAUGAUUGGGGAAGUCAUCGGUGGGUACCUGGCACACAGCUUGGCGAUCAUGACAGACGCAGCCCACCUGCUCACUGACUUUGCCAGCAUGCUUAUCAGCCUCUUCUCCCUGUGGAUGUCUUCCCGGCCAGCCACCAAGACCAUGAACUUCGGUUGGCAUCGAGCUGAGAUCCUGGGUGCCCUGCUCUCUGUGCUGUCCAUCUGGGUCGUGACGGGGGUGCUGGUGUACUUGGCGGCGGAAAGGCUGAUUUCUGGAGACUAUGAGAUCAAGGAGGAGACCAUGCUGAUCACGUCGGGCUGUGCUGUGGUCGUGAACAUCAUAAUGGGGUUGAUUCUUCACCAGUCUGGCCAUGGACACAGCCACAACCCCGAGCACGGCCACAACGCCAGCCAGGAGCAGGGAAGCCCCAGUGUCCGAGCUGCCUUUAUCCACGUCAUUGGAGACUUUCUGCAGAGCUUGGGCGUUUUGGUGGCAGCCUUUAUUUUAUACUUCAAGCCUGAGUACAAGUUUAUAGACCCCAUCUGCACCUUCCUGUUCUCCAUCCUCGUCCUGGGGACAACCUUGACCAUCCUGAGAGACGUGAUCCUGGUGCUGAUGGAAGGGACCCCCAAGGGCGUGGACUUCACAGCCGUGCGGAAUCUGCUGCUGUCCGUGGAGGGCGUGGAAGCCUUGCACAGCCUGCACAUCUGGGCGCUGACCGUGGCCCAGCCUAUCCUGUCUGUCCACAUCGCCAUUGCUGAGAAUGCAGAUGCCCAGGCUGUGCUGAAGGCAGCCAGUGACCGCCUGCAGGGGAUGUUCCACUUCCACACCACGACCAUCCAGAUCGAGGACUACUCUGAGGACAUGAAGGACUGUCAGUCAUGCCGGGGCCCCUCGGACUGACCACUCGACCAGGCAUCAGCAGGGCGGGGACAGGCCUGCCAAUGGCUGGAUUGAGUGUCCCCCGCCGACCCCCAGGCUCAGCCAGGUCUUUGCCUGCCCUGGCUGGGUUAUGAACCAGGUCCUCCUCCUGACCGCUGCUCCAUGUUCAGUGACGAGGGGCCUUGUCCAGAAACGGGCUCCUCCCUUGCCUCCCUCAUCUGACUACUGCCAGCCCCAGGAGGGGAACCCGGCAGGUAUGGAGCUGGUGUCACCGUGCUCCUCCAGCUCCCGGCGGGGCAGAGUUCAGGCCUAGUCCUCAGCUAAUGCCACCCAACUACCAGCCUCUGGAAAGGCAGUGAGGCACGGAGAGAGGUGACAGAGGGGAGACCGGCCUCGUUGUCUCCUCACCUGCCUGCCUAACUCCCCAUUUUUGGUCUGUCUGGCCUCUGCCUUAUGCAUCUGCGAAGCAGCUCUGCGAACCGAGCCCCCUUCCUAUGCCUCCGACAAUACGCUUCAAGGAGGCCAUAGGCCACAGAAAUCAGGAUCCAGGGGGCACCUGAGGCUGAUCUGUGCCUGAAUCAUUUCAGUUUGAUUUCAUUUCACGUUUCCUUUUCCUGGAGGGAGGGGGCUUCUGACUAGGUAAGGACCUGCUGGGUUCCUCUUUCCUUAUCCCACCCUCACCCAAGAAGCUGUGCCAAUGCAAAGGUGCCCUGGCAUGAGAGGUGGAGGUGGGUGGAGCCCCAGAGCUCCCCGGCCACCCCUCUUGCUCUGAUCGUGUCCUGGGGUCAAGGAGCCUGACAUCAGAUAUGGUUGGGCCGGCUCUGUUGCCAGCAUGUCCUGGCCUGCUCAGAACUUGGGGAUGGACGACAAA